Messenger RNA from Porites evermanni, 456 nucleotides. The record is from the annotation of a GenBank genome assembly. Lineage: Eukaryota; Metazoa; Cnidaria; Anthozoa; Scleractinia; Poritidae.
AUGUUAGAAAAGACAUUCUCCAAUGACGAGUUAGAUAUGGAACUGACUUCAUUCAUAGAUAAUAAACAAAGUAUCUGGUUCAAGGGUAAAGAUAUUGCCCAGAUCCUCGGAUACAGUGACACAGACCAAGCUGUUAGAUACAAUAUUGAGCCUGAGGACCGAAAAAGCUACCCCGUAAAUUGUACGGGUCAGUUCAGGCACCAAAUUUUUAACAACGAGUCUGGAUUUUACCCCUUGCUCCUAUCUUCAAAGCUAAAAACAGCUAUAAAAUUCAAGCAUUGGGUAACAUCAAAAGUGCUCCCAUCCAUAAGAAAAUAUGGCCAAUACAAACUAUUUGACAAUCCCAAUAACAAAAUGUUUAAAAUUGAAAAUGAAACCGAUCUACAUUGUAAAGUAGUUGAUUAUGUCCGCAGAUUUUAUCCAGAAGCCAUUAUUGUUGCAGGCCUAGGUGAUCUA